GCGGCAUACGGCCCUCGGGUGGAGGGUCCAGACCCUGCGGACACGCUGACGAACAGCGGCUCCCGCAGGGCGGCUCCCCCCGGGAAUCUGUAUAAGAAGGCUGGCCAGCGGCCAACGAUCCACAGACUCCAUCGGUGCCGGGGACCGAGAACGGCCCCCGGACUUCAGACACCCCAGCAACAACGGGCACUCCCGGGCAUGAUUAAGCUGGCGCCGACCUGGCUAGCGACUCGAACUCACACUGUUACUAUCUCAGGGGUCACGGGCGCGACCAUACGAAAUGCAUGGAAGCUCCUAACCUCCAGUCGACGCGCAACCGGCAAGAAAGAGAACCUAGGACCAGGAAAGGCACCGGCCGCGCAGGAGAAGACCACGGGCUGA
Molecule: messenger RNA, 381 nt
Organism: Aspergillus sclerotioniger CBS 115572
Lineage: Eukaryota; Fungi; Ascomycota; Eurotiomycetes; Eurotiales; Aspergillaceae
Exons: 1
Source: RefSeq, a predicted model, not a curated record